UGUUGCUACACUCGAUUAAUUGUUUGAUGACCACCAUGACUAUGGUGGUGGUGUUAUUACCUUUGUUAGCUAUAUUUCUGUAUUUGUUCAUGAGAGUUACUUAUGAAACUGUAUCAUGUUACUGGCUAACACCAAGACGCAUCAAGAAAAUCAUGGAGACACAAGGAGUGCGUGGCCCAAAACCUCGCUUUCUAGUUGGCAACAUCUUGGACAUGGCCUCUCUUGUUGCCAACGCCACCUCCAAGGACAUGGACUUCAUCAACCACGACGUCGUCGGCCGUCUCAUGCCACAUUUUGUCACCUGGUCCAAACUCUAUGGUAAAAGAUUUAUAUAUUGGAAUGGUACCGAGCCACGCAUGUGCUUAACAGAGACCGAACUCAUCAAAGAGCUUCUAUCAAAGUACAGUACCAUUUCUGGCAAAUCUUGGCUGCAACAACAAGGAUCAAAGCAUUUCAUCGGCCGCGGAUUAUUAAUGGCCAACGGAGAGGAUUGGUACCAUCAACGACACAUCGUAGCACCGGCUUUCAUGGGGGACAAACUCAAGAGUUAUGCGGUGUACAUGGUGGAAUGCACUAAGCAGAUGCUCCAAUCACUACAAAAUGAGGUAGAGCUGGGUCGAGGUGAGUUCGAGAUUGGCGAGUACAUGACUCGGUUAACGGCCGACAUCAUUUCCCGGACCGAGUUCGAUAGCAGCUACGAGAAGGGGAAGCAGAUAUUUCAUUUACUUACAGUCUUGCAGCAUCUUUGUGCACAAGCAAGUCGGCACCUGUGCCUUCCCGGAAGCCGGUUUUUUCCAAGUAAAUAUAAUAGAGAGAUAAAAUCACUGAAGAUGGAGGUGGAGAGGCUGCUAAUGGAGAUCAUACAGAGUCGAAAGGAUUGCGUGGAGAUCGGCCGAAGCAGUUCUUAUGGAAAUGAUUUGUUGGGUAUGCUACUGAAUGAGAUGCAGAAGAAGAGAUCAGGCAAUGGGUUUAGCUUAAACCUACAACUAAUCAUGGAUGAAUGCAAAACCUUCUUCUUUGCUGGACAUGAAACCACUGCUCUCUUACUCACAUGGACCAUUAUGCUACUAGCCAGCAACCCCUCCUGGCAAGACAAGGCUCGCGCCGAAGUAAAACAGGUCUGUGGUGAUGGUGCACCCUCUGUUGAUCAUCUUCCAAAGCUCACCUUGUUGAACAAGAUCAUUAACGAAUCGCUUAGGCUUUAUCCACCGGCUUCUGUGCUGCCUCGAAUGGCCUUUGAAGACAUCAAACUUGGUGACCUCCAUAUCCCAAAGGGUCUAUCAAUAUGGAUUCCGGUGCUUGCUAUCCAUCACAGUGAAGAAUUAUGGGGUAAGGAUGCAAAUGAGUUCAAUCCUGACCGGUUUUCGUCCAAGACAUUCGCAUCUGGCCGGCAUUUCAUCCCUUUUGCUGCUGGUCCAAGAAACUGUGUUGGCCAAGCCUUUGCCAUGAUGGAAGCUAAGAUCAUAUUAGCCAUGUUAGUAUCGCGGUUUAGCUUCACAAUUUCAGAGAAUUAUCGCCAUGCACCGGUUGUGGUGCUCACAAUAAAACCUAAGUAUGGAGUUCAAAUCUCUUUGAAGCCAUUGAACUAAUAAUUAAUAUAUGAAAGAUAGAGAUAUAUUGGUUGAGGUUGACCUUUGGUUUUGUUGCUCUCUUCACUAUUUUGUUUUUCUUUUCUUUUUUUCAAUUAUAGUUCUUAAUUGUGAAGAGAUAGAGAUGGAAUGAUGCUUGUAAGGAUUAAAGAAAUGAUAUUUAUUACAAUAAAAUGAGAAAAGCACAUAGUAUGAUGAAUUUGCUUUUUGGG
Molecule: messenger RNA, 1801 nt
Organism: Cornus florida
Lineage: Eukaryota; Viridiplantae; Streptophyta; Magnoliopsida; Cornales; Cornaceae
Product: cytokinin hydroxylase-like
Exons: 5
Coding region: 27-1589 (520 amino acids)
Molecular function (GO): oxidoreductase activity, acting on paired donors, with incorporation or reduction of molecular oxygen; iron ion binding; monooxygenase activity
Source: RefSeq, a predicted model, not a curated record